AUGGCAAAGAAAAUUGCAGUCGCAGGAGGAACCGGGGGCUUAGGUCGCACAAUCGUUGACGCCCUUGUCACGGCUGGCGACCACGAGGUUUUGGUGCUCAGUCGAAAGAAUGGUCCGUCACAAAGCAAGACAGAGCCCUCUAUCUCCCGUACCGUCCAGAUGGACUACAAUGAUAUAGGCGACAUCAAGCGAGUCCUUGAAGAGAACGAGGUCGGGACCGUCAUUUCAGUACUCAACAUUCAGGUCGACGCCACGCCAGAGUUCAACCUUAUCAAGGCUGCCGAGGAGUCGAAGACAACACGCCGAUACAUUCCUAGUAUUUGGGGAGCUGGAUAUUCGGAACGCGAAUUGGAGACUCUCUACGUUGCCAGGGCGAAGCGCGAGGUAUUGCGCAUUCUGAAGGAAACUUCUCUCGAAUACUCGGCUUGGUAUGUCGGGUGCUUCCUUGAUUAUUGGGUCAUCCCACAUGCCCCUUCUUACAUGCCGCCCUUCCCGUAUGCGAUUGACAUCGUGAACCACCGCGCUGCACUACCAGGCUCAGGUAAUGUUCCCAUUGUCAUGAACUAUACCGUGGACAUUGCCAGGUUUGUUGCGGCAAGCCUGAGACUAUCUCAGUGGGAGAAAGAGACAUACGUGAUCAACGACAAGGUAACCUUCAACGAAUUGCUCCGCGCGAUUGAGGAGGCCACCGGCGCUAAGUUCGACGUCACGUAUGACUCUCUGGAGCUCAUGCAGAGCGGAAAGACAAAGGCGCUUCCUAAGACCUUGCCGUCCAAUCUAUUUGUGCCAAGGGAUAUUCUUGAAGGCUAUAUGGCAAGCCUGGGGAUUAUGAUUGAGAAUGGGCAAUUUGACCUCAAACCACUGCACACGAUCAACGAGACGUUCCCAGACAUCAAGGUGAGAAAGGUCACUGAGUUCAUGGCAGAAGUUUGGGGGGGUGGGGGACGUGAGCCCAAGGCUACACUUCUAGACUAGUUACGUUGAGAAUAAUAUGGCUAAGCCAUUCGCCCCGGCGCUUAUCAAACGAAACUACAAAAUUAUCUUCUUCUCGCCUCUCUUGUGGCGCCAGGAGUUUGUUGCCUCCAACAAUGCAGAACAGCCCUCCAUCAACCCACCCCACUUCCGCAAGAACGGGACGCUCGCCUCCCAGCCCUUGGGGUCCCAGGACUCGCCCCAGACAAUAAGACAAGCUGCAUCACCGUGAGAGUCUCCCACGUUAAGAACGUCGAGACCUAAUGUCUUAUUGUUAAGUAGUCCAUCCCUAAGCGCGCACAGGAUGUUGUCACGCAUUCGGGGAAUGGGAAUCAGG
Molecule: messenger RNA, 1309 nt
Organism: Ilyonectria robusta
Lineage: Eukaryota; Fungi; Ascomycota; Sordariomycetes; Hypocreales; Nectriaceae
Exons: 3
Coding region: 1-975 (324 amino acids)
Source: RefSeq, a predicted model, not a curated record